Messenger RNA from Staurois parvus, 297 nucleotides. The record is from the annotation of a GenBank genome assembly. Lineage: Eukaryota; Metazoa; Chordata; Amphibia; Anura; Ranidae.
CUGCUUUUCAUCCGCUGUUCCUCUGCUCUCAUCAGCCUUCCUGGCAGCAAUCUCAUCAGCAUUCCUAGCAGCAAUCUCAUCAGCUUCCUGGCAGCAAUCUCAUCAGCAUUCCUGGCAGCAAUCUCAUCAGCUUCCUGGCAGCAAUCUCAUCAGCUUCACUCAGCUGCAGCUCUGGUUACUGAGGGACGCUUUCACACCUGGAUGUCAUCAGAUUUUCAGCUCACACAGCCACAACAUGGCUUCUCUCUCUCCUUCCUGUUCUCUCCAACUCUGUGUGCAAAACCCCACCUCUUCAUG